Messenger RNA from Exophiala mesophila, 1719 nucleotides. RefSeq lists its product as uncharacterized. The coding region runs from base 385 to 1506 and encodes 373 amino acids. The transcript has a single exon. NCBI's taxonomy places the organism in Eukaryota, Fungi, Ascomycota, Eurotiomycetes, Chaetothyriales, Herpotrichiellaceae. Gene Ontology annotation, molecular function: hydrolase activity. The record is from RefSeq and is a predicted model, not a curated record.
CUAUAAUCCCCUCCAACUCACCGACCACUCCUUCAUCUCGAGUAGAAGACAGACCUUCAACUCUGUCAUAAAAAUCCCACUCUACAACACUCGUUGCCAUACCAAUAGACCUUCGAACUCAAGUCUUCCCGUGGCUUUAGCAUAGCAUCCUUUCCCCGUUAGUCAUCUUCUACUUUCAUUACUCUGGCCAUUUGCCUUGUAUUUUCUCAGUCAACUUUCCAGCACUGGCUCUGUUGUUCAAGAUAUCCAUUAUGGUCCCAUGAGGGUGGACCCAGCACGCGUCUCCGCUGGUAACGCCCUGACAUUCCUUCAAAACCCACAUGGUGGACCGACUCGAGCACUCUGUGUCGUCCUUGUCCAUCAUACCCAACUUGAGACUUCACAAUGCCCUCAACACCCCCCUCGACAAUCGAAGAAAUCAAGGCGACCAGUCAAAUCAACCCCGAGUUUGCCCAAGCGUGGGAUGAUCUUCCUCUCCCGCCGGGGAAAGAUUAUACCAUCGAAGCCCUCAAAGCAAGUAGCAGAGCGACACUCCCCAGUCUACGCAAAAGACUUGCCGCCUCCCAGACGCCAGAGCUCAUCGAAAAGAUUCAUCGCAUCCCCCUGCGCGAUGGCGUUCAAUUGCGCGUCAUCGUACUCUAUCGGUCCCAAGAUGCUUCGCACGUCACCCCUCCUCGGCCAUUGAUUGUCAUUUUCCACGGUGGCGGGCACACUGUCGGAAGUCCUGAGGCCAUGGUCCCACUGGCAAGGGAUGUCCUCAAAACCCUACCGGCCGUUAUUGUUCUAGCAUCGUACCGCCUUGCCCCAGAGUUCCCGUUCCCCUUCUCGUUGCUCGAUUCCUGGGAAACUCUCGAAUGGGCCGCCGCUGAGUCCCGAAAAUUCAAGUCGACAGUUCUUCCCAUUUGUACGGACCCACGUGUCGGAUUCCUCAUUGGUGGUGAGUCUGCCGGCGCCAACCUAGCAGCCGCUCUCACACAUAUUGCACGCGACCAGGCCUUAUCCCCGCCACUGACAGGCCAAUUUCUCUGUUGCGGAACAUUCAUCUCUCCUGAGCGUGUCCCGCCUAAAUACCAAGAUAGAUAUCUCUCCUGGACACAAAAUGAAGAUGCUCCCGUCAUCGACAAAGAUCUCUACGCCAUCUUCCGCGACGCCUUCAAACCCGACCACGACUCUCGCCUAUGGGCCAGUUUUGACCAGCACCAUCCUGCUGAUCACGGAACUGGCGGUGUCAAAAACGGCCAUUUGAUCAUCCCUCCAACUUAUUUCCAGGUCUGUGGCCUUGACAUGGCUCGCGAUGACGGUCUGAUCUAUGAGAGGGUUCUCAGAGAGGAAUGCCAGGUCCCUACAAGACUUGAUCUCUACUCCGGAUUUCCUCAUUGUUGGUGGUCCAUCUACCCCCACCUAGAAAUGACAAAGCAGAGGACCAAGGAUUCUAUUGAUGGGAUAGCUUGGUUGUUGGAGGUCGGAUUGAAGACGAGAACAUCCCCCAACGGUACUCGUCAAUGAUAGCAUUGUCAGCGUCCAGUCUUGCAUGUUCCAUACUGUCACUGCAUUCCCGUGGUGGCGUGGUGGCGCUCUUCUUCUCCCUUGUCGACCUUGGUGAUUUGCAUUCAGCAUGCGUGUUGCAUAUGUUCAUAUUAGCGCCCAGUCUUCUCUCCACGAUUUCCAUAUUGUGCGCCAGCCGCAAUGAAAAUACUGUUCUGUUGCUCAACACUCAAA